Molecule: messenger RNA, 1287 nt
Organism: Humulus lupulus (European hop)
Lineage: Eukaryota; Viridiplantae; Streptophyta; Magnoliopsida; Rosales; Cannabaceae
Product: myosin-8-like
Exons: 8
Coding region: 269-1102 (277 amino acids)
Biological process (GO): actin filament organization; vesicle transport along actin filament
Cellular component (GO): actin cytoskeleton; cytoplasm; myosin complex
Molecular function (GO): ATP binding; microfilament motor activity; actin filament binding
Source: RefSeq, a predicted model, not a curated record
AGGUAGGUUGUUGGAUUUUUGGUUAUACAUCAGAAAUCUAGAAUUUCAUACGAUGAAAUUACAAAUGACCUAUGCCCAGUAAGUUUCUCUUCUCUUGUAAAACUGGGAGAACAUCAACUGUGGAUGUUUCUAGGAUGCAAUAUUCCGAGUUGUGGCUGCAAUACUCCACUUAGGGAAUAUCGAAUUUUCAAAGGGGACAGAAUCAGAUUCCUCUGAACCCAAGGAUGAGAAAUCACGGUUCCAUCUCAAAACAGCAGCUGAGCUUUUCAUGUGCAAUGAGAAGUCUCUUGAGGACUCUUUAUGCAAAUGUGUGAUUGUGACCCGUGAUGAGACCAUAACAAAGUGUUUGGAUCCAAAUUCUGUAGCUCUCAGUAGAGAUGCUCUGGCUAAAAUUGUUUAUUCAAGAUUGUUUGAUUGGCUUGUGAACAAGAUCAAUAACUCUAUUGGUCAAGAUCCUGAUUCGAAGAACUUGAUUGGGGUUCUAGAUAUUUAUGGAUUUGAGAGUUUCAAGACAAACAGUUUUGAGCAAUUCUGUAUCAAUUUGACAAAUGAAAAACUACACCAACAUUUUAAUCAGCAUGUUUUCAAGAUGGAGCAAGAAGAAUAUACAAAAGAAGAAAUUGACUGGAGUUAUAUAGAGUUUAUUGACAAUCAAGAUGUUCUUGAUCUCAUUGAAAAGAUUGGUAAAACCAAAGUGUUUCUCAGAGCUGGCCAGAUGGCAGAAUUGAAUGCUUGUCGAAGUGAGGUCUUAGGAAGAUCAGCAGGUGUCAUACAGAGGAAAGUUCGAUCUUAUCUUGCUCAGAAAAGCUUUAUCUUGUUACAGGUUUCUUCCAUUCAGAUUCAAGCCUUUUGUAGAGGACAAGUUGCACGCUAUCAGUAUGAAUGCAAGAGAAGGGAGGAUGCUUCUAUUAAAAUCCAGACACAUUAUCAUAUGUGUCCUUCUAAGAAUGCAUACCAAAAGUUGUACUCUUCAGCUGUUUUAAUUCAAACAUGUAUACGUGGGAUGGCUGCUCGUAGUGACCUUAAGCUCCGGAAGCAGACAAGGGCUGCUAUUAUUAUCCAGGUAAAGAUAGCAUGUGUAAUUGAUAUACAGUUGCUAUAAAGAGCUAUUUCAACUGAAAUUUGAGCAAUAUGCCAACUGAAUUUAUGGGUGCAUGGCAUGUUAUAGGAUAUGACUGAUUAUUUUUUACUUUUAGAAGUAUUAAAUUGAAAGAUAGUGGUUUGUAUUUCCAUUUUCUAUAUUGUCAAUGCUAACUUAUUCUUGUCUAUGGACUAUGUCAGAGUCAA